Pelagomonas calceolata is the source of this 2099-nucleotide messenger RNA. The record is from the annotation of a GenBank genome assembly. Lineage: Eukaryota; Pelagophyceae; Pelagomonadales; Pelagomonadaceae.
UACAAGAGCCCUCAGAAGCGUCGCGCGGAACGCGCUUUGGCCACAGACGUGAAAGGCAAACAAAGCGAUUGAGCACGCUGCGCGCCUGGGAACAGCCCUAUACGUGAGUUUCACAGCGGUUCCAGCGCUUGGGUAGCAUCACGCGUGGCCUGGCAACCUGCUGCACGCGAGCAAGCCGCGUUGCUUGGCACACUCAAGCCACAAAGUGCCACAGUCCUCUGCUAGGCAGCAGAGGCGCGUCGAGGCGCGUCGACGCCAUAAACCAUGGCCGCGGUCCGCUGCACCAUAGCGGCGGCCCUCAUCGGCCAGGCCUGGGGCCUCGUCCCACCUCAACCGACGCAAGCGAGGCAUACGACGCUCCACGCGAAGCGACCAGACUACAUUCCCGGCGUCAUCUCCGAUCCAGGUUAUGUGAGAAUAUUCGACACGACGCUCCGAGACGGCGAACAAAGCCCGGGCGCCACGCUCACGUCGAACGAAAAGCUCGACAUCGCAAGGAUGUUGGCCAAACUGGGAGUCGAUAUUAUCGAGGCAGGCUUCCCCAUCGCCUCUCCCGAUGAUUUUGACGCCGUCAACCAGAUCGCGCGCGUCGUCGGGAAUGAAGUGGAUGAGGACGGCUACGUCCCUGUUAUUUGUGGCUUGUCCCGUGCCAAUCCCAAGGACAUCGAGCGCGCGUGGGAAGCAGUCAAGCCAGCGGUAAGACCGCGCGUCCACACGUUCAUCGCCACAUCACCAAUACACAUGGAGACGAAGCUCAAGAAGACGCCGGACGAGGUUUUACAAAUUGCCGUCGAUGCCGUAAAAUUUGCCAAGUCGCUCGGCUGCGACGACAUCGAAUUCUCGCCGGAAGAUGCGGGUCGCAGCGACCCCGAGUUCCUGAUCAAGGUGUUGAGUGCCGUGGUCGACGCGGGGGCUACUACGCUGAACAUCCCCGAUACGACGGGAUGGAAUGUACCCUGGGAGUUCGGACCCCUGAUCCAGCAGCUCCGGGAGGGCCUCGGCGAGAAGGCUGAUAGGGUUGUAUUUAGUACGCACUGCCAGAACGAUCUAGGGUUAUCUACCGCUAACAGUAUCGCGGGUGCGGCCCAUGGCGCGAGGCAGAUCGAAUGCACGAUCAACGGCAUCGGCGAGCGGGCGGGCAACGCGGCAUUGGAGGAGGUAGUCAUGGCUCUGGCCUUGAAAGGACCGACGCACUUCGGGGCGAAGGGGCCUUGUGGUGAAGGUCCUGAUCUGAGGACGGGCAUCGACCCCGUCCACAUCACGCCGACCUCGAACAUGGUAAAAGAGUACACGGGCAUGGCCGUCCAGCCCCACAAGGCUAUUGUGGGGGCCAACGCCUUCCAGCACGAGUCGGGCAUCCACCAGGACGGCAUGAUCAAGAACAAGCAGACGUACGAGAUCAUGACGCCCGAGUCCAUCGGUUUGAUGCGCGGCGACCAGCAGUCCGGCGCGGGCAUCGUUUUAGGUAAACACUCCGGAAGGAACGCCGUCUCGACGAGAUUGAAUGAGUUAGGAUAUGAGUUAGAUGAUGACAAACUACAAGCGAUUUUUAUUCGCUUCAAGGAGGUCGCCGAACGGAAAAAGGGCGGGUUGGACGACGACGACCUCGAGGCUCUUGUCGCUGAUGAGGUUUAUAGUGCCCAGGCCAUGUGGCGGUUGGAGCGAGUGCAGGUGACCACGGGUUCUGGUGUCGUGCCCACCGCGACCGUCGCGCUCACAGGACCGGACGGCGUGGAACGCCAGGGCGUCGCCAUGGGCACGGGGCCCGUCGACGCGGCCUACAAGGCCAUCGACGCGUUGACUUCUGUGAAAGUUCAUCUCGAGACGUACAGCAUGGAGUCUGUUAACGCGGGCAUAGAAGCGAUGGCGACGACGAAGGUCGUGGUCAAUCCCGUCGACUCGGCGACGUCGCUGCACUCGUCCGGGUAUACGACUUCCCGGAAGUUUUCUGGUUCCGGUUCGGAUACCGACGUCGUGGUCUCGUCGGCCCGCGCGUACGUGGCAGCGGUGAACAAGCUCAUCCGCUGGAACAUGCGGCGGGCGGCGGCGGAGCAGGUCGAGGCGCAGGAGGCGUGAGUCGCGUAAGGUGGGGUUUCUAC